UGAGAGACUGCCCCGCCCCCUCAGAGCUGAGCCCCUGGCAGAGUAGGGGUCUCUUAGGCUUGUACCCCAGCACACGCUGGGGGAAGGGAAGAAGCAUUUAAGCGCUCGCUGUACAGGAAGCCCCAGCUGGUGAUGGAGCUGUGUCCCCUGUACCGGCAGACCGAGGACCAGCUGGUGGCCGAGCUGGUGGCCUUUAGCAGCAACACCGGCAGAGUCUAUCUCACCUUGGAGAACCUCAACUCCUUUGAAAAUGAGUUUCUGAUCAAAAGGACAGCCAAGGCUCGACACAAUGCCCCUAAGAAGGACAGUGGCCCCCCGGGAGUCUGGGACAUCGUGUCCAUUCAAGAGCUGAUUGAUGUUGAAGCCAAAGAAGAGACCCUCCUGAACUCGUACGCAACGCCCUCCAAGGGUUCCCAGAAGCGCAGCGUCAGCACCCCGGAGACCCCCCAGUCCAAGCGGAAUGUGUCAGCAGCUCGAAGUCCCCACCUGCUCUUCUCUCCGUCCAGCUUCUCUCCGAGCGUCACGCCCUCGCAGAAGUACAGCUCCCGAAGCAGCCGAGGGGAGGUGGUGGCCUCCUUUGGCUCCACACAGGGAAUGUCAUGGUCCGGGAAAGGAGGCAGCAGCCCCCUCAGCGUGAAGGUCUUGGACGCCGCCAGAGCCCUCACUGGGAACUACAAGUCCAUGUUCCAGAAGUUCACAGACAUCCGAGAAGUUCUCACCUGCAGGAUCGAGGAACUCGGCUAUGAACUGAAGGAGCUUCACAAGAUUGAGGCCUUUAGCCCCAUUUCGGUGCCGGCCCAGGAGCCGAUCACUUUGCUGGGACAGAUUGGUUGUGACAGCAAUGGGAAAUUGAACUCCAAGUCGGUGAUUCUGGAAGGAGACCGGGAGCACUCCCUGGGGGUACAGAUCCCGGUGGAUCUCUCCGAGCUCAAGGAAUAUUCUCUGUUUCCUGGCCAGAUCGUCGUCAUGGAGGGAACCAACACAACGGGGAAGAAGUUCAUUGCCACCAAACUCUAUGAGGGAGCGCCUCUUCCUUUCUACCAGCCCACAGAAGAGGAUGGGGGUUUGGACCAGCGGAUGCUCUUGGUGGCCUGCGGGCCUUACACCACGUCUGACAGCAUCACUUACGACCCCAUGAUGGACCUGAUCAGUGUCAUCAGCAGAGACCAGCCGGACGUGUGCAUCCUGCUGGGACCUUUCCUGGACGCUAAGCAUGAACAAGUUGAGAACUGUCAGCUGACCCCCUCAUUUGAAGAUGUGUUCAAACAUUGUCUGAGGACGAUUAUCGAAGGGACGAGAAGCUCAGGCACCCACCUGGUGUUCGUCCCGUCCCUGCGAGACGUGAACCAUCGGCCCGUGUACCCCCAGCCACCCUUCAGCUGCUUGGAGCUCAAGGAGGACAAAGAGCGCGUGCACUUUGUGUCUGACCCCUGCAUCCUCUCCAUAAAUGGAGUGAUUUUGGGCUUGACCUCGACAGACCUGCUGUUUCACAUGGGAGCAGAGGAAAUCAGCAGCACGCAGCUCCAGCGCAGCUCCGGGAGAACAGACCCCAUCUGGCCAAGUCCCGGCUUUGGAUUUGGCAGCUCAGCCCUCGGCACAUCAUCGAGGGGAAGGAAUGUUCCAAACGGGCGUGGGCUGAGCACUCGGGCGUGUGCUCGUUGGCCGGGUCAGCCGCUGGACGGGAGUCGAAGUGGGCUUGCCCAGUUCUGUUUCGGGGUCUUCGUGACCUCCCAAAAGUCGGUCCUUGGUUCCGGAAGGAGGGGCUCGUGCAUCCUGCCACCUGCAAAGGCCCCACCCAUGAAGGGCCUGCAGGCACUGCCCUCGACUCAAGCAGCCUCCCAGCGCAGUCACCCAGGUUGGCAGCAUGUGCCCCGUGCCCGGCACUCACCAAUAUGUUCCUUCUGCAGCUCGUCCAGCGCCUCGGACAGGUUCAGCCGGAUCCUCAAGCACGUCCUGACCCAGAGGAGCUUCUACCCCCUCUACCCACCCUUCGAAGAGAUGAGCAUUGACUAUGAGCAUUUCUACUCCUACGCACAGCUUCCCAUCACGCCGGACGUGCUCAUCGCGCCCUCGGACCUGAGAUACUUUGUGAAGGAUGUCUUGGGCUGCGUCUGCAUGAACCCCGGGCGCCUCACCAAGGGCCAGGUGGGGGGCACCUUUGGGCGCCUGUACAUCAGCAGGCAGCUUGCCAAGGGUGAGAGGAAGAGUCCGUGCACGGCGGCCCAGGUGGUCAAGAUCUGAAGCUCUCCUCGGGCCUGGAGUGAUCUCCCCUUCUGGGAUGGCUUUGGCCUGAGCUGCUGGACCCCUCCCCAGGAGGAAGCAGCCUCCCCCCUCCCCCCCACUAGAUCCACGUGGUUCGCACUCGGCCCCAAGGGUAGACGUUGCUCACUCGAUUCGGGGGAGGGAAGGGAAUGUUUGCUACAUGGAAUAAAAACAAGACUGGAAACAUUAAA
Messenger RNA from Sarcophilus harrisii (Tasmanian devil), 2453 nucleotides. It is a transcript of the gene POLA2, whose product is annotated as DNA polymerase alpha 2, accessory subunit. Gene Ontology annotation, biological process: DNA replication; DNA replication initiation. The transcript has 18 exons. NCBI's taxonomy places the organism in Eukaryota, Metazoa, Chordata, Mammalia, Dasyuromorphia, Dasyuridae. Gene Ontology annotation, cellular component: alpha DNA polymerase:primase complex. Gene Ontology annotation, molecular function: DNA binding. The record is from RefSeq and is a predicted model, not a curated record. Bases 133 to 2241 code for a protein of 702 amino acids.